Molecule: messenger RNA, 8539 nt
Organism: Cavia porcellus (domestic guinea pig)
Lineage: Eukaryota; Metazoa; Chordata; Mammalia; Rodentia; Caviidae
Gene: Cask
Product: calcium/calmodulin dependent serine protein kinase
Exons: 27
Coding region: 723-3521 (932 amino acids)
Biological process (GO): intracellular protein localization; regulation of neurotransmitter secretion; protein phosphorylation
Cellular component (GO): basolateral plasma membrane; cell-cell junction; plasma membrane
Molecular function (GO): ATP binding; protein kinase activity; signaling receptor binding
Source: RefSeq, a predicted model, not a curated record
GCGCGGGCCGAGGGGGGAGGAGAGCGAGUGUGCGCUAGGCUGGAGCGCGGGGCUCCAGAGCCCAGAGCCGCUCGGCGACUGAGGCUGAGGGGAGGGGCUGAAGGCGGUGGCCAAGGCUCCAGCCCGCCCUGAGAGCUCGUCCUGAGAAGCCCCCUCCCACUGCCACUGCCGGGCGGGCGGCGGCGGGAGGAGGAGUAGGAGGAGGGAGCGUCUCUGCCGCCGCCUCCUGGUCCCCAGUGCUGAUCUGCCGCCGCCACCUCCCUCCGCGGCGAUCCUCCCUUCCAUGGUCCUGCCGCGGCCCCCCCUGUAGCCUGAGCUGCCCCGAGCCGCGCCGGAGCCGGCCUCGGGCAGAGGGAGCGGUCGCGGCCUCGCGGCCCGCUUGGGCUGACGAGCUGAGAGCGCGGCACCUCGCGGUCCCAAAGGGUCCGCACGCCCAGCAGCGCGGCCCGACCAGCGCGAGGAGCAGCGGGCGGGCGGGCGGCGCCGGGGCCGGGCCGCCCUCGCUCCCACGCCCCGGUCCCGCCGCCCGCGCCGGGGUGGUCGCCUGCAGAGGAAGGCGCCGCAGUCUCCGGGCCUCGCCGCCCCACUCGAGCGCCCUCAGCACCGAGGACUCGCGGGUCCUGAGGGGAGGAGGCGAACCCCGGGCCAGGCUCUGAGCUCUUGGGCGCCCCCACCCUCGUUUUCGGAGCCCUCCACGCUGCUGCCGCUGUCCCCUCCGGACCAUGGCCGACGACGACGUGCUGUUCGAGGAUGUGUACGAGCUGUGCGAGGUGAUCGGCAAGGGUCCCUUCAGUGUUGUACGACGAUGUAUCAACAGAGAAACUGGGCAACAAUUUGCUGUAAAAAUUGUUGAUGUAGCCAAGUUCACAUCAAGUCCAGGGUUAAGUACAGAAGGUAAGAGAUGGAUUUCAAAUCUAAAGCGGGAAGCCAGUAUCUGUCAUAUGCUGAAACAUCCACACAUUGUAGAGUUAUUGGAGACAUAUAGCUCAGAUGGAAUGCUUUACAUGGUUUUUGAAUUUAUGGAUGGAGCAGAUCUGUGUUUUGAAAUUGUAAAGCGAGCAGAUGCUGGUUUUGUCUACAGUGAAGCAGUAGCCAGCCAUUACAUGAGACAGAUACUGGAAGCUCUGCGCUACUGUCAUGACAAUAACAUCAUUCAUAGAGAUGUGAAGCCCCACUGUGUUCUUCUUGCCUCAAAAGAAAACUCAGCACCUGUUAAACUUGGGGGCUUUGGGGUAGCUAUUCAAUUAGGAGAAUCUGGACUUGUAGCUGGAGGGCGUGUUGGAACACCUCACUUUAUGGCCCCAGAAGUGGUCAAAAGAGAGCCUUAUGGAAAGCCUGUGGACGUCUGGGGUUGCGGCGUGAUCCUUUUCAUCCUGCUCAGUGGUUGUUUGCCUUUUUACGGAACCAAGGAAAGAUUGUUUGAAGGCAUCAUUAAAGGAAAAUAUAAGAUGAAUCCAAGGCAGUGGAGCCAUAUCUCUGAAAGUGCCAAAGACCUAGUACGUCGCAUGCUGAUGCUGGAUCCAGCAGAGAGGAUCACUGUGUAUGAAGCACUCAAUCACCCAUGGCUUAAGGAGCGGGAUCGUUAUGCCUACAAAAUUCAUCUUCCAGAAACAGUAGAACAACUGAGGAAAUUCAAUGCAAGGAGGAAACUAAAGGGUGCAGUACUAGCUGCUGUGUCAAGUCACAAAUUCAACUCGUUCUAUGGGGACCCCCCUGAAGAGUUGCCAGAUUUCUCUGAAGACCCUACCUCCUCAGGACUUCUAGCAGCAGAAAGAGCAGUCUCACAGGUGCUGGACAGCCUGGAAGAGAUUCACGCACUUACAGACUGUAGUGAAAAGGACCUAGAUUUUCUACACAGUGUUUUCCAGGAUCAGCAUCUCCACACACUGCUAGAUCUGUAUGACAAAAUUAACACAAAGUCUUCACCACAAAUCAGGAAUCCUCCAAGUGAUGCAGUUCAGAGAGCCAAAGAGGUAUUGGAAGAAAUUUCUUGUUACCCUGAUAAUAAUGAUGCAAAGGAACUAAAACGUAUUUUAACACAACCUCAUUUCAUGGCCUUACUUCAGACUCACGACGUAGUGGCACAUGAAGUUUACAGUGAUGAAGCAUUGAGGGUCACUCCUCCUCCCACCUCUCCCUACUUAAAUGGUGAUUCUCCAGAAAGUGCUAACGGAGACAUGGAUAUGGAAAACGUGACCAGAGUUCGGCUGGUACAGUUCCAAAAGAACACAGAUGAACCAAUGGGAAUCACAUUAAAAAUGAAUGAGCUAAAUCAUUGUAUUGUCGCAAGAAUUAUGCAUGGAGGCAUGAUUCACAGGCAAGGCACACUUCAUGUUGGUGAUGAAAUUCGAGAAAUCAAUGGCAUCAGUGUGGCUAACCAGACAGUGGAACAACUGCAAAAAAUGCUUAGGGAAAUGCGCGGAAGUAUUACCUUCAAGAUCGUGCCAAGCUACCGCACUCAGUCUUCAUCCUGUGAGAGAGAUUCCCCCUCCACUUCCAGACAGUCCCCUGCUAAUGGUCAUAGCAGCACUAACAAUUCUGUUUCGGACUUGCCAUCAACUACCCAACCAAAAGGACGACAGAUCUAUGUAAGAGCACAAUUUGAAUAUGAUCCAGCCAAGGAUGACCUCAUCCCCUGCAAAGAAGCUGGCAUUCGAUUCAGAGUUGGUGACAUUAUUCAGAUUAUUAGUAAGGAUGAUCACAAUUGGUGGCAGGGUAAACUGGAAAACUCCAAAAACGGAACUGCAGGUCUCAUUCCUUCUCCUGAGCUUCAGGAAUGGCGAGUAGCUUGCAUUGCCAUGGAGAAGACCAAACAAGAGCAGCAGGCCAGCUGUACUUGGUUUGGCAAGAAAAAGAAGCAGUACAAAGAUAAAUACUUGGCAAAGCACAAUGCAGUGUUUGAUCAAUUAGAUCUUGUCACAUAUGAAGAAGUAGUAAAACUUCCAGCAUUCAAAAGGAAAACACUAGUCUUAUUAGGUGCACAUGGUGUUGGGAGAAGACACAUAAAAAACACCCUCAUCACAAAGCACCCGGAUCGGUUUGCGUACCCUAUUCCACAUACAACAAGACCUCCAAAGAAAGAUGAAGAAAAUGGAAAAAAUUAUUACUUUGUAUCUCAUGACCAAAUGAUGCAAGACAUCUCAAAUAAUGAGUACUUGGAGUACGGCAGCCAUGAGGACGCAAUGUAUGGGACAAAACUGGAGACCAUUCGGAAGAUCCACGAGCAGGGGCUGAUUGCAAUCCUGGAUGUGGAGCCUCAGGCACUGAAGGUCCUGAGAACUGCAGAGUUUGCGCCUUUUGUUGUUUUUAUUGCUGCACCAACCAUCACUCCAGGUUUAAAUGAGGACGAAUCUCUCCAGCGCCUGCAGAAGGAGUCUGAUAUCUUACAGAGAACAUAUGCACACUACUUCGAUCUCACAAUUAUCAACAAUGAAAUCGACGAGACAAUCAGACAUCUGGAGGAAGCCGUGGAGCUUGUGUGCACAGCCCCGCAGUGGGUCCCGGUUUCCUGGGUCUAUUAAGCGUCUCCCCAGAUCCCUGAGCAGAACUGGGAGCCACCUCAUCCAUGGAAACGCCUCUUUGUUACCGGCCUUGUGUCAGCAGGUCAUGGUCCCUAGAGACUACCUAGUUGUAGUGUGACCUACAUUUAUAAUUAUUGUCAUGUCCGAAUAGAUAGGAGGAGAAAAACAAUUACACACUAAUUUAAAGAGACAGUAUCUUUUUUAAUCAGUUCUCCUAAACUUUAAUAAAAUGUAUCUUUAAAUGUAUGUAUUAUUCAAUCCUUUGGAAUGUUAUAUUUUUGGAAAUCAUAGCUUUUUAUUUCCAAGGCCCCUAAAAACUGCACAAAAUAGAUGCUGCUUUCUAUAAUCUAUUUUAAUAAUAAUAAACAAUGAUUAUGUUACCUUGACUGGGGGUGGAACACUACAUUCUUUUUAGAGUCUGAUUUUAUGGAUUGGAAUAUCUUUCUUUCCUCUAUUUAUUUGAAAUAAUUAGUGAUAACUAGUGAUUACAAAACAGUCAUAAAUUUUUAAAGGCCUUUUUUCUCUCUCUUUUUUUUAGAAUAGCAUUUUUUUAAGUCCUUUAUGUAACAUCCAGAUAAUGUGAUACUGUCUCUUUGAAGCACCCUGUAAACCUUUUAGACAUUUGAAGUUGGGUCUUGACUCUUAAUGCAUGUGGACAGUCGCGAGCGUUUAUGCUGUCGGUGUGUCUGUGUUGGACAAAACAAUCUGUAAUCUACAGCAAAGUACAUUCCGUUCACGGGGCACACCAGGGGAAUAAGAAUAAAAUGCUAUUAUGACUAAGUUGUAAACCUAUGCACAUCCCUUGCAUUUCGGGCAACUUUAUAAAAAAAAAGAAAAAGAAACUGAUUUUUAUUAAUAAUAAUCAUGUAGUGAAAUGUGUUUGUAAUUUUGUCUCAAUUUAAUUUGUUGUAAGGUGGGAGGGGGAAUUGCUGGUUUCACCAUUUCAGAUCUGUGUUGUCUAAGAGUAUUAAUGUUUUAAUUAAGCAAAGAAAUGAGGAUUUUUAAUCUGUAUGUAAUUGUUUUAAAGCACCCAUUUUAAGAGAAAAUACUGUGCAAUGAAGAAAACCAGUUUAGGCAUUUGCUUUAAACUGAAUUAUUCCAAAAGAAUAAUCUAUAACAGCCCUGUAAAUUCCUUUAAAAUGAUGAACUAACAGGACAGUCUGACCAAUUUUUUUAAAUAUACUUCCUUUUAUGUGCUCAAUAAUCAAAUGCCUUUGGGUCCUUCAUUUCAUUAUAGAUUUGUUCAGGUUUCUAAGCCACUAAUCUUUUGGAUUUUAUAAUUUGUUAGAUGCUCAUUGACCCUUCAAAGGCCUAGGAAUGAGCGUCAGCAGGCAGGAUGACAAAGUAGCCUGUCUGGGCACAGCUGUGACCAUGCUGACUCGCAGGGUCACCUGUGGUCUCUCCUUCCUCUUGCUGUAGCCAUUGGCACAGGGGAUCAUCUGUCUUUAUUGCUUAAGAGACAUUCACCAUCUCAUCACCCUGCCAUGAGGUCCCAUUCUUCCAGUGCAGGAGAGUCGGGCUGGGGGUCCCCAGCCUCUUUGCCAAGAGGUCAGUAGAAUGUUUUUUCUUGACAUGUGAGGGUGCAAAGUGCUGCCAGUAACCUGCGAUCCUUGAAACACACCAUUGUUUUUGCUUCUUGUAGGUUAGAGGCCUCUGUCACUUUGUGCCUUGGCAGGAUGCACAGGGUACGUUUGGAGCUAACAGCUCCUCUUAAGGGACCAAGCAGAGAAGGCAAUUUUAUAUACUCCUCUGACACUGUCAACACCUUAGCCCUGAUGUGCCACAACUAAAUAUUGCCGAUGUUUUAUUUUCUGAUAUCGUUCCUGUCAGUGGCAGUCUUCAGUUUACUGACGAGACGGUGAGUGAGCUAUUUGUGUUCAGCCCCACAGUAGGGUAACCAAGCACACCAGAGGCAAGCCUAGCUGUGGCCUCACCCUCGAUGGAGAAACAUGUUCAAAGAGUUGUUUAGGGCUGUGUCAGGACUGACUUCAACCUAACUGAUACCAAGGCCAGCCAGUCCUUCCUGCAGCGGUACUGACCACAAUCCUGGCUCUUCUCACUGUCACAGCGCCCACACUACCUCUUUUCCAGUGAAGCACAAAAAAGAACACAACUGACAUGCGGGAAGCAGAGACGCCCUCCCUAUGUCAGAAACCCUCACACCCCCACUUGCUUUCUGUAGACUCAAAGAAGCACACAGGCAGGACUUGUUCUUGCCAGUGUGUGAAUGACAAAAUUCCUGCACCUAGAACACAGUGACUUCUCAAACAGGUCACCUGUUCUAACCCACUAAUAUACAUCCUUCUAAAGCAGUGUCUCUGUGACCCAGCAGAGAAUACUUGCAGAUCUGAAUUCAGAGUAAUUUCAGUGCAUUGCUGCUGUAUUACAAUUGUCCACUAAGCAAUCAGAGAAAAUUACUAAAAGCUUCUUUGCUGCCUCCAUUCCAUCAGCAGAAACAUUUUUUUCUUUUUAAAGACCAGAGCAAAUGAUUAGACUACUAAAUCUUAUCAGUGGUCAAUUGAAGCACUUCCCAAAAUUAUAUUCUGAAGGUGAUUUCACCCUCAGCCCACUCCCUACAGCAGGACAAGGUAUAUUUUGAUGUGUUGAGUUCGUUGAAAAGAUGAAAUGUCCUGAUUUUCUAAUCAUAAGACAGUAAUUACUUUGCACAGGUAGCAUAUUUAACACUGAAAAGGAAAAUCUCACUCAUUUUAAUUCAUCUAGAAAUUUCCCAUUGUCAAGAUAACAUUGUAGCUUUUUUAGAUGCAAUUAAAUGUAUCUCCUGUAAGGUGAGAUGGUUUAAAUAUCUACUCAAAGAGGAAAAGAAAUGGUUGACCUGCUUCUUGCUAUUUGCAUUUAGCAGCCAUCCUCCUGGCGCAUCCUAUUGGUGGCAGAAUAGCUAAAGAUGUGCAGAGUUCCUCAUCGCAUGGAGAAAUGUAGUAAGUGUCCCUGUCCCAGUGUCCAUUUCCUGCUGCCAGAGCCUGGCCAAUUAGGCCAAGCCUUCCUUUGAAGCUACUGUUAUCUUUGCAAGCCUUUAAUCUCUGUGACCCUUUGUUUUUAAAUUGCUUAUAGUUAUGUCUUUUUUAAGGCUUUGAGUUCAUUCCUUACAAAAGUUUAGUCAAUCAAGCCAUCCUUCAGGAAAAUGGACAAAGGAGAGACCCAAAGUGCAAACUGCCCCUGAAAGACAAAGCAGGCGGAAGCACAUUUCAGAUCAGUUUCUUAACUUGAGGCAAAGUUAAGCUUUGCUUGCCACUAAAGCUACCAAGAGAAUGGAUGGAUUAGUAAACUUUUAAUAAAAAUGUCUCUUUGGAAAAAGGAGAAAGUGCAUAGCACUCAGCAUUACAAAAACAAGCCCCUUACAACCCUCAUCUCUAUCAUCAAACUGGUGUGUAUUUUGUGUUUCUCACUUUUUCGGAACUGAGCACAGCCUCCUCGGGCCAUCCUCCUUACAAGGGCUUACAAUCCUGAGGCUCCCUGUGGCUGCCAGAGGAGAGAGGCCCCUGAGCGCAUCCCUCUUGUUCUGCGCUUCUAAUUCUUCUCUUAGAGAUCUUGCUUCUUCUCCCUGCGGCUUAAGGAAGGGCUACACGCUGUGAUCUCCACACAUUUCAUUUGAUACAGCUUUCUCUUUCCUGACCCUUUGGAAGACAAGGUUUCCUCUGUUCAGUAUCUCCAGUUGCAGGACCAGACUGAGGCUUAUUACAUGACUGGCUGUGCCCCAGCACUCACGUCCAUUCCCCUAAACCCGGAGAUACAAGUCUCAGACGGCCCAGCCUAGGGAGUGAACUUUAGCCUAGCUGUCCCAUCCAACCGGGAAGCAAGGAAAGGCAAGAAGAAUCUGUUUCCUACUAUUUUCCCAUCUGAUCUUUUCCCUGGCGCCCUUGGCUGCAAUAGGUGGGCACACAGGGACCCCAGAAAUAGCAGUGGGAAGAGGGCACGAUCAUCUUUUAAGCAGGCACUCCCCAGUCUUACUUAGCUCUUCCUGGGGAGAGAAAGUGCUGUGUUUCCACCACCUCUCACCUGAUCCUCCAUCAACUCCCCUGAACCUGUGCAAAUGGACUGAGCAACAGAAAACGGAAAGAGCAGUUUGCAACCGCACAGGAGUCCCGGUUUCUGGCCCCAAGCACGACUCCAUCGCUACGUAUGUACGGAAACUUGGAACUUGGUUACCACUUAGUUCCAUUCUCCCUGGAACGUGACCAUGGGGACAAGCCAAUGUUCUUACUGAUGGAGGCCUGGGGUGACUCUCCCUGGGCCCAGGGGAAGUAUGAUCUAUCAAAGAAGUUGUGCUUGGGAGUAGAAACAGGUGUUCCUCCACCACAAGCAGCCCCACCUAUUUUUUUUUCAUUUGGAAGAGACCAAGGACUGGGGGCAUUGAUUGCCAGUCUUAGCUGUCCCCGGAAUGUCCACCAUGCAGAGGGGGGCAGCUCCUGGGUGCAAAGGCUUCACAGCCUUCACGUGCUGAGACCAGAACACCGUGUUUCAUUGCAAUGUGGGCACGUUGCCAUUCAAACUCAGUUCUGGGGUGGUUCUGCAUAAAGUUUUGCCAACGUGUUCUUUUCUCUGUAUGUAUUAUUGCCUUUUUAUAAAAGGUUUUGAAGUAUUGUCUCAGUGAUAAAAAGAGAGAGAUGUUAAUGGUUGUUGUAUAUUUCAUCAUAUCCAAUUGUAAGUAUUUGCAGGGUACAGCAAAGCCUUAGCUUGCAAGAAGAGCUGAAGGGAUUUGAAAGGUUUGGAUUCUUUGUAAAUGUCCUGCUUUUCUUUCUCUCUGUGUGUAUCUAUUUACAUGCCUUAGCACACGCCCUCCUGUCCUGUCCCUCAACCACAGCGCUGGUGUGCUACCAGCACAGUGCAAGUGGAAACCCUAAUCAGUUAUCUCGUGUGACAGGGAAGAAGAGAAACUCCAUAGUAUUCUUUGUAGAAUAUACAUACCUAUAGGAUGCUGUGUAAUGGGGAACCAUAGAAUUUGGGCUCUUGUCAUUUCAAAGUUGGAGAAAUGUAUGAAUAAAAUGUAUAAAACAUGAAAA